GCUUUGAGGCCUUUGAGCGUAUGACAAGUCUCUGAGCUCAUCAACACCUUGAUGGAGCCAUAACACGAAAAAUUGAUUGAUUGAGGCCUUUGAGCUAAGAUUAUCAAUGGUUUUAUAUAUUAGUUAACGUAUUGAUUAUAACUCUUUCUGUGAAUGAGUUCUACGGUAUAACAAUUAAAGCUUUUGUAAUAAUGGACAUACCGUUUCCUGAAACGACACCACGUUUCAUUGACUCUAAAUGGUUUAAUGCAGACACCCCUUGCGAUGAAGACGUAGACUUGACGGCUUUGGAGCAAUCAAACCAGAACUGGUUUAAAUUUAUUUCGUUGCAGUUAAGUAAUAUUGGGCAGCAGUACAAGGUCCGGGCGCAGCUGGGUAAGGCCGACCCGGAGCCCAUGGAGGAAUGUGAGUCUGAAGAGGAAGAGGAUUCAGUGCAAAUAGUGGAAGACUCAGACGAAGUAGAGGAGGAGCCAGAACCUCCAAACAUGAACCACGAUGUGGACCUGUUGCAAAUACACGAGGAUUCAAGCCAUGACGACGACGCAGGCAACGUCUACACCGAACAAGACACGCACAAAAUGCGAGACGACUCUGAUGACGAUUUAGAAUCGGACAACUCACCGCCGUCAACAGAAAACUGGGGUGAUGACGACCACAACGUUUGUUGUGGUGCUACCGCUGGAAACGACGAGUCUGACGAAUCAGAAGAAUCUCACGACGAGGACGAAGAGGAGGACCUGCAUCAGACCUAUCCGCCACCGCGGAACGAGCCACCGCAAACAAUGGACCUUACAGACUCCUCGGAACCCAACAUGUCGGACCAGAGUUCUCUGUGGCCGUAGCCGAGAAUUGACUCAUCCGGAUUUUUAUAAAGGACGAAAGAGUGUUAAGUUUAAGGGGCGAUUGCGGCAAUUCCGUUUCGGAACGGAUUUUUGUAGUUGAUGACAUGACUGCAUUACAGGCUAUGUACAUUGUCCAAGUUUACAUUGUCGAAAUAUUAACGCUCGCUAUAAUUAGCAUGCCGCUUACUAUGGCAUAUAUUUGCUUAUUACAGCGGCGGUAGCGUAGCGAUGUAGCAGCGUCUAGCAAAUUGGCUCGGAGCGUUUUUCCGUUGGUUUCGGAUCAGCGUGAGGCACUUACCAUUGUGGUCCAGUGUUCGAUUAGACUGCACGCUAUAGAGAAACGAUGAUGGUAAAUAAGUGGAUGUAAUUUAAAUUAAUUCCACGAAGGUAAUAUAUGUGUAGUAUCAUUCAUAUAAAACUGAGUUAGUGCACAGGUAAUUUACACUGAUUCGACAUUUUCGUUAAUUCGUCGGUUUCCAUCAAAGCGUUGAUUCCUCGAUUUCUAAAUUCGAUACUCAAAUCGACAGUUAACUAAUAAGUCACUUUCACUAACUGGUCAUUUCAUAAUCGCGUUUACACGAAGAAAAAAAUAGUAAAAUUUUGUCCAUAGGACGCUGUGGAGGCAAUGAGUCGAAGAAAAUGUCGAAUUAGGGAAAUUUACUAAUCAGAUAUUUGGGUUAUUCCUACCAGUGGUAACGACUGAGUUUUUUUCCCAUGUUUUACCAGUGGUAACAACUGAGAAAAAAAUCCCAGUAGUUACCAGCUCAGUUUGGUGGUAACCACUAGUAUACUAUAGUAUACUGGUAAAAGGUGGGAAACAAAUUCCACAAUAUUGUUCAAAUCCAUCAUUUACUAAAUUAGUUUCUUAGGCGUUGCCAGUUUUUAUAAAAAAAUGUUAAAUAUGUAAAUAAACCAAAGAUGAUAAAAGAAUCGUAGAUGGACGUGUUGAGUGACACUGAUUUAGACUGAAGAUUUUCAAAUCGUAUAAAUAUAUGCGUGACAAAACUGCGAGAUUUACAUAGUGAGUUUAUGUAACAUAAAUACUUUUACAGUACAUAUGGUGCUACUUUCCCGAACACGUGCGGGAAUGAGCACUUUCCGUGCAUAUGUCGAGCCAUAUGUACUGUAUAACGUUGUACGAUACACGUGCGAAAAGGAUUUCCUAUUUUCUGCACUUGUAUCGUAAUAGUACAUUAUGAUACAAGUGUGCUAAGUUGCUUACAGCUCGCGCGCACAAUAUCGCCUCGUGUGUAAUGACCAUAGCACACGCGUUUCAUAUGACGUUUUUCAACAUACUUGCGAGAAAAAAACAAAACUUAUAAAUUCGAUUUUUUUUGUCAAAACAUAAAAGUACAAUUUUCAGAGUGGAUGGAGGCUUACAGUUUUAACAUUGAAUAAUUGCACCAAAGCGUGCUGGGCUUGUAGGCACUUAUUCGCCAGUUCAUUGAAAUAAGCUACCAACACGUUUUCCAAGAAAGACUGGACGUUUUUGCUGAUUUUCCAUUGAAUAAAAGUUUCAUAUGCCGCCAAUUAAUGUUUACCAGAUUUUGAUGGUAAAAUGCUAUCGUUCUCCGCUCUUGCCUCUAUUAGUAUUACUGGCAGCGUCAAUUUUAUGUUUUUGAAAAUGUCAUUUUCGUCAAUAUAUAAACUAAAAACAUGCAAAACUAUUCCAAUUUUAUGACAAAUACGGGAAAUGGCUGGCAAGUUAUUUUUUUUACGCACGAUUCCAAUGCGCGCGCAAGGCAAAGGCGCGACCGAAAUCGACAAACAGCCAAUUAAAUAAAAUUGAAAAAGCUAUUUUUUUCGUAUUUCUAUUCGACGGAUAGAGAUCAAAUCGAUAAAAUGUUAUGUUUAUUAAUUAAUUUAAUUUACGAGAUAAUUAAAAUUUAAUCUAUAAAUUAUGUUUGGUGUGAUAAAACCUCUUUGAACUAACAUUUGAAACCUUAUAGUUUGUUAAAAAAAAUGUAUUACUCGGCCAAAUUAAGAAGGCUCCGUUUCCAUGCAUAUUAUUUGCAAUCAGUUACCUUCUUCACUCAGUCGGAUAAUAUAAUGAAAAAGCCCAAGUGUUAUAAUAUACUGAAAAAGCACGCGUGUGUAUCUAGGAUUAUGAGCCAAAAAUCGGUGGAAUAAAAACGUCGUUUUGAGCAAGUGUGUUGAGAAUAACUAUUUUGUAUUGUCAGUCAUUUUUUGAAUUCAGGAGACAAAGUUGAAUCAUUUUGUAGAUCUUUAAUCUGAACUAUUCCCCAUUGGAAAGAUCCUGUACUUUCUGUUUGUAUUUUUUAAACAAAAAAUAAAAUUUACAAGCGUU
Cydia pomonella (codling moth) is the source of this 3150-nucleotide messenger RNA. RefSeq names its product anaphase-promoting complex subunit 15B-like. Gene Ontology annotation, cellular component: anaphase-promoting complex. The transcript has 4 exons. The record is from RefSeq and is a predicted model, not a curated record. Gene Ontology annotation, biological process: regulation of mitotic cell cycle spindle assembly checkpoint. Bases 192 to 842 code for a protein of 216 amino acids. NCBI's taxonomy places the organism in Eukaryota, Metazoa, Arthropoda, Insecta, Lepidoptera, Tortricidae.